This is a messenger RNA of Styela clava, 4161 nucleotides long. RefSeq names its product WD repeat-containing protein on Y chromosome-like. Gene Ontology annotation, molecular function: protein binding; calcium ion binding. NCBI's taxonomy places the organism in Eukaryota, Metazoa, Chordata, Ascidiacea, Stolidobranchia, Styelidae. The record is from RefSeq and is a predicted model, not a curated record.
GCAAACGCACAUACUACAGAAGCUUGAUAAAGAAGCUUUUGUAAUCUGAACAUUCUCACAAAACCAGGAUGUCAGACGAGAGAAAGCUCUCUGUGCAACAACGAGUGAGCAAAGAAGGGAAUUUCAAUAUGCCGAGAAGCGGAAAUAAAAAGUCCGACGCUGUAACACAAGAACUUGGCGAUAAAUCUGCUUCUGGUGAUAGCUUAAUUUCGGAGAAAUCAAACAGCAGGUCAAGUAGCAUCAUGAUGGAUGGACGGAGAAACUCUGAUGAGAAAUCGAAAACUGUGGCAAAACUAAACGGGAAGAAAAACAAGGCAAAUGGAUCGAGUUCUGAAAAAGUAGAUGAUCAAAUGAAUUACGAGCAUUUGAAAGAACUGGAGAAGAUAUUUGAAGAUGCAAAAUCGGAAGGAGCUGAAGGACUGAGCAUGGAUCAAUUCAGGAUUGCAAUGAAGAAAACUAUGGGAGAACAUAUAGAUGAUAGACAGCUUGAUCUUAUGUUCAUGAAAGUUGAUAAUAAUUGUGACGGAACCGUCGACUGGGAUGAAUACUUGUCAUAUAUGUUACUGGAAUACCAAGAGAAAGAAAAUAUGUCAACGAUGGAUCAAGAUAAACCAUUUCCAAAUCCUUUGGUAGAAAAAUCGUCGAAUCAUAUUGAAUCUAUUUGCAGAAUCACAAUGUUACAGGCUUCUUCAUCGAGGCAAAGUCCAGAUAAUUCGGACGCUGAUGACGCCGCCAGUCGUUAUCUGACCUUGUCAAAAGAAGGGAUAUUGAAUGUUUGGAACCUCGACUGGCAACUUCAGAAAACAAUGAAUUUAAGAGGAAACUCAAAAUCAAUUUGGUUUACAGACAUGACUUGUAUGGCAAAUUGCAACAGUUUUGUCGUUUCAUCGUCGGAAUACGAAAUUUCCUUCUAUACCAUCACCAGCAAUUUGAUUCAAAAAAAGUUUCAGAUAAAAAGGCUUCGUUGCUGUGCUUUGACUUUGGAUUACAGCUUCGACCGGAAAGAUCCGCAGAAGAGUGUGUUGCUCUGGGGCGAUACAGGUGGUAACAUAUUCAUUGUGCGUUUUUACGAAAAUCCGAAUGUUGCCCUUUUUUCAAACUCAAAGCUGUUCGGCGGGAGAACAAUUUUGGACAAAAUGAUGAAGAUGGAAUCUACUAAUUUUACUGUCAUGAAAAUCAGUGAAGUUCACGGAGACUGGGUGCAACAAGUGCGCUAUUUUUCAAACAAUAAGGGGCAAGAAUGUCUUCUCUCUUGCUGUGUUCAACAAGAAUCCGCUUUAUUUUUCGCUGACAUCACAGACAGUGGGAAAAGCAAUAAAAUAUCUGUGAACAGAAAAUCUUAUUUUACGAUUCGCAAAGGAGUUUUAUGUCUCACGUAUGACCCAGACUGGAAUCUCAUUAUCACCGGAAGUAGGGACUGUGACGUCAGAGUAUGGAACCCAUUCAUAGUUGCCAGAUCAUUGGCUGUUUUAAAAGGGCACCAUGCAGCUGUGUUACAUGUUGUUCUUCGUAAAGCUGACCAUCAAGCAGUAAGCAUAAGCAAAGACAGCAAUAUACGUGUUUGGGAUCUUCGUUACUACACUUGUAAACAAAACAUAAACGGUAGAAACGUUUGUCUUGGUCGCCUUGACAUCACCAGCGCGUACUUUCACGAAGGACACAAAGAACUGGCAAUAGGCACUAACAAGAUUGGUAUAUUUUCCCCGAAGAAUUCUAUUCGAAGUAGCACAAAUCGAAAACAAGCUACAAGUCACCAAAAGGCAGUCACGUGUGUUUUAUACAACAAGCUCUUUCACCAGAUUGUUACCGGUGGCGAAGAUUCGAUGGUUUGUAUGUGGGAUAUGAACAAUGGAAAGAAAACAAUGCAGUUUUGUGCAGAAAGGGGAGUUGAAAUCACAUCUAUGACCUUUGACCCAACGUGGCGACGGCUAGUCACAGGAUUGCGGAAUGGUGCAACAAUGUUAUGGAAUUUUAACAACGGUGCAUGUCUUCGGCGAUUAACACGUUCAGAUGGGCUUGAAAUAUCUGAUAUCAUUUUUUCAAAGCAAAGAAUUGUGACAGCCGGAUGGGGAAAGCAGCCUGUUGUUUAUAUGGAUUCUUACUCAGACGAUGAGUGCUUUACGCUUAAUCGAAAACAUGGUGACGACAUCAUGUCGUUGGACUACCACAGGCAUGAGGCAAUACUGGCUUCAUCUGCGUACGAUGGUGAUAUAUAUUUGUGGUCACUCGAAACGAAAGACGUUCAUGUCGCUUUCAAUAUGCAUAAAAGUUUGUUACCGAUGCACAUUGGAGGAUCGAGAAAGAGAAAUGGAGAAGAUGAAAUGAAUAUCACAGAUCACAAGACUGGGUCCUUCCCAGGUCUACACAAACAGCAGAAUUCUUCCUGUAUUAGUGUAAACACCAGCGACGAAAAUAUUGGGGUCGCAAAUGAGUGUUCACGGAAGCAACGCAAAAAACGCAAAGAGUCAAAUAGGUCCAUAAAAGAAAAAACACAGAUAAAAGAAAUGAAUGCAAAAUUCACAGCUAGUGGGACUGAAAUAAAUAGCGCAGAUAUUUGGCUUCCGAACUCCAUGCCAUGGAUUCGAAAACAAAAUCAGAAGCAUACAUCAAAACGCGUACACUUCGAUGACUCAGACGAAGACGACAUUCAAAUUGAAGAUGAAUCGUCAUUUGAAAUAACAGACAAAGCUGUUUACAAGCUUUUAUUUUUACAAACUCGAAACAACAGCGAUACAUCGGCUAUAUUAAUUGCAUCAAAUGACAAUGGAUGGAUUACUGCCUGGUCGUUGAAUACAAGAGGGGGUUUGUUGGCAUACUUUCGCGCCACAAAACAGGAAACGGGCAUGGUAAUCAGCAUGGCAACUGAUUCAGAGGAUCGUAUAUUGAUAACUGGAGAUAGCAAAGGAUACAUACGAGUUUGGCAUAUUGAAAAUUACUGCAACGGUGGUGACGUCAUAUUACACCGAAAAAUACAAGAUCAAAAAAGAAUGCACCGAAACGAGCGUGAAAGAAACUCGAUGUAUUUUCAACCAUACAUGCCAAUCACCGAACCUCCUCAACUUCAAAUGUCAGUGAUGGGCCACACUAAAGCAGUAACAUCAGUGGCAUUUAUUGAACGCCAUGGUUUGAUAGCGUCAGGAAGUGUUGACUGCAGCGUUCGGCUAUGGACAAUAACAGGACGAUAUAUUGGCACAUUUGGACAAAAGAAUCUGUGGUCUCUUGAAUUCCCAAUCGUGCCCCAAAAUUUACCGACGGGAAUACCAGAAGACAUAAGGAGAUGUGCAUCGACUACUACGUUAAAGACGAUGAAAGGCGGAUAUCACGCGCAAUGGAAGCAAGUGAAAAACGCAGUUAAUUUUUUCGUUAAAGCAGGAAGAACUCUACAAUUUUUCAAACCAGCUGGGGAACAGGAUGAGAAAAAGAGGAAGCUUUCUGUUCGUAAUCGUUUUGAUGAAGUUGAUAAAGAAAUAUUGGAGGAAUCAACGAAAAAAACAGGUACCAGAAGAAAGAGUGUCACAGUAUGGUUGUCGGAUGUACCUCACGCUAUUUCUGUCGUGAAAAAGCCGGAUGACAAGGUUGAAAACAGUUUCUUGCGACUUCAGAAUGAAGGCAUUCGAAGUUCUAUUCUCGGUAAAAUAAAUUAUAAACCAAAGAAGAGACAUCGAGAAAAUGGAAUUAGCAAACCAAUCACAUGGUUUAAUCAGCAUGCGUCGGUGUACAACACAUUGCCGUAUUCUCACUUAUCUGCCACGUUGGAGCCCACGUUACCGGACUAUAUCAAGCGUGCAACAUCUGCUUCCAAUCCUAAACCCAACGACCCAGCGAAUGCAUUACAUUGCGCUAUGCUAAGUAAGAAAGCGGGAUCAAACUGGCAAAGACGAAGCAAUAAAUCAACAAAGGAUACUGAUUCUAAAGUCAAAGUUGGUAACGGAUCGAAUACAACAGACCAAGGCGGCUCGUCCAUAUCUACCGAGAUAAAAAAUCUCCUUCAGAGUUCCAAAUUACCGCCGAUAGGAUCGGAAAUUUUACUCAAAUCGGCAAAGUCUAGGAGGAAAACAAAGCAUGCUCCUUUCGCACUUCCCAGCAUUGCCACGUAAUAUUGUGGUGGGACAUGUGUUCUUAAAUUGCAUUAAGGUGCGACAGCGCCAAAAUCAUUGAGAU